AUCCAACAAGUUAAAAACCCCCAGAAAAAAGGGUGGAAAAUGUUGAAUAUACAUCUUAAUGCAUUUGGAAGUUUGGUGUCAUGUCGGAGCUCCUUGCCACUGCUCGUUCAUAAGCGCGUGGAUUUAUGCUCGUUUAACAAGAAGCCUAGGAGGUUUUUAUCCGCACACAACAAUAGUACAUUGUUACAAGCCACACUGAGCUACGCAGUACACCGGCGAUCUUCAGACGAUCAUCCUACAAACUGGGACCAUGACUUCAUCCAAUCUAUCCAAAGCCCUUAUGCAGAUGGUGAAUUUAGAAAAAGGAUUGAGGAGCUGAAGAUUAAGGUCAAGCACUUUUUUAGUGCAUCGGAUGUUCCGACAGUUGAGCUUGAACUCAUCGACAAGAUCAGCCGGUUAGGCCUCGCCUACUAUUUCAGUGAGGAGAUUGGAAAUUUACUUGCAAGGAUGCAGAAGGAGGGGCGUGAAUCACUUCAUGGUUUGAAUGAGACUGCACUUUGCUUUAGGCUCUUACGACAACAUGGCUAUAAUGUGUCCUCUGAUGUAUUUAAUAAGUUCAGAGACAGCAAAGGAUUUAUGAAUUGCUUAGCUCAAGAUGCAAAGGGAUUAUUGAGCUUAUAUGAAGCUGCCCAUCUCGGAUUUCCUGAGGAGAAUAUACUAGAUGAGGCUAAAGAAUUCAGCGUUAAGCACCUAAAAGAAAUGUUGACAAGGGAAGAUGACGACUCAAAUCUAGCUGAGCUAAUUAAACAGUCUCUUGAGGCUCCAUUACAUCAUUUGAUGCCAAGGAUUGUAGCUAGGGAUUAUAUUGUUCUGUAUGAGAAAGAAGAAAGAAAAAUCUCAUGUUUGCUUGAGCUUGCCAAGCUAGACUUCAAUGUUAGUCAGGCCUUGUACCAAUCAGAGGUGAAAGAAGUAUCGAGAUGGUGGCAAAAAGUCGGUUUGACAAAGAAGGUUCAAUUGUUUAGAGAUCAUUUGUUUGAGAGCUACCUUUGGGCAAAUCAAAUUGCAUCAGAGCCGAAGUUUUCAAAGUUUAGGAAGGUGCUUACAAAGUUCGCUAUGAUUUCAUGCAUCCUUGAUGAUUUCUAUGAUCGUUAUGGCUCACCAGAAGAAGUUAGGCUUUUCACUUCAGCAAUUAGAAGAUGGGAUCUUAAGGCAAUGGAGACCCUCCCAGACUACUUGAAGUUAUUGUAUUUUAUACUAUACAACUAUGCGAAUGAGACGAUAUAUGAUAUCCUUAAGAAUUUUGGAUGGGAAGCGACACGCUUCAUAAAAGCUGAGUGGAUACAUAUAUGUGAGGCUGCCUUAAAAGAAGCAGAAUGGUCACGUAGAGGGGAUAUCCCUUCUCUUGAGAAGUACUUGGAGAAUGACUUGGUCUCUGGGGGCCUAACUGUUCCUGUUCACAUCUAUUAUUUCAUUGAGGAAAACCUAACAAAAGAUAAACUUGAUUGGCACAACAAAGGAUAUCAAAUUUCAUAUUUGUCUUCAUUGAUUGUUCGACUUACCGACUAUUUGGCGCUAUCUCAGGCUGAGACGCAAGAAGAGAAGAUAUACUCAUCGAUCCUUUGCCACAUGAAAGACUCUGGCGAAUCCUAUGAAAAAAUCAAGUACGUCGAGGAUAUGCUUAAGAUUGCAUGGAAGUGUCUUAACAAGGAAUCUCUCAACAAAGAAAUCCCGAGGAACUUUGUUCAUGCAUCCAUGAACAGUGCAAGAGUUGUUUCUACGAUGUUUCGGAAAGGAGAUGGUUGUGGACGCACAACUGGCAUAACAGAGGAGUGGAUCAAAUCCUUGUACAUUGAACCAAUCCCUUUGUAAUAGUAUCAGUUACCUCUGUCUAAUUUCUUUGUGUAAAUUUCUCUUUGUGAAGACAAUAUGAAGCAAAUGCUGGAUGCUUUAUGGAGAUUUUGGAUCUAAUCUAAUCUCCAUCUAUUAAAUUUUUGUUAGGGUUAA
Messenger RNA from Asparagus officinalis (garden asparagus), 1944 nucleotides. Its product is annotated as probable terpene synthase 9. Lineage: Eukaryota; Viridiplantae; Streptophyta; Magnoliopsida; Asparagales; Asparagaceae. The record is from RefSeq and is a predicted model, not a curated record. Gene Ontology annotation, molecular function: magnesium ion binding; terpene synthase activity. The transcript is spliced from 8 exons. Bases 40 to 1809 code for a protein of 589 amino acids. Gene Ontology annotation, biological process: diterpenoid biosynthetic process.